This is a messenger RNA of Cetraspora pellucida, 1257 nucleotides long. The record is from the annotation of a GenBank genome assembly. NCBI's taxonomy places the organism in Eukaryota, Fungi, Glomeromycota, Glomeromycetes, Diversisporales, Gigasporaceae.
AUGUCACGCCAAGAGUCAUCUCCGCCUUCAUUAACACAACUUUACAAAACUCGGUCAACCAUUUCGCUUUCACAAAGGCAUACUGCCAGAUCUUCUGGUUCACCGUCUCGUUCAUUUCACAUGCCGAAUUCCCCACUCAGCGUUGUAUUUAAUAUUCCGGAAAAUGAUAUCGAUGAAAAUAUAGAAUCUACCUUUUUACAAACGUCACGAAUAAACGAAAAUGACGAUAAUAGAAUCUAUCAUCAUGAAAAACCUACAUCAAGUUUCCGAAAGCGACACGCUCAACGUCAUUCCGUAGGCCCGAUUGAACCUAAAGAUUCGCCUUGUGCAUUCGAAUGCUACGGAAAAACUUUGGUCGAUAAAUUGAAUCAAUUUUCUCAACGGAAUAUUUACACUGUUGUCAAAUGUGUGAAACAUCAAGAUGGUGGGUCGGAAAAAAAUACAACAAAGUGGGAAUUUUUAAAAAAAAUUUCUAAAAUAUUUAAGAAAUUGAAAAAAGGCAAGAAAGAAAAGGUGAUUUGUGGAACCGGCAAGUAUUCGGAAACCAUAACGGUCAAGAGAAUAAAAGAUGGAAAAAAGAUGGUUGUAAAACGUGUUGAUAAGGAAAAAUUACCGCCAGUGGAAUAUUUCACAAAUGCUCACGAGACCAGUUGUGCAUGUAGUUCAUGUCGUGAACUUUUACGAACGGAGUCAACACAACUUAUACGACGCACACGAUCCACUCUUACAUCCACAUCGUCGUUGCCCGCACACGUAAAACCUCGAUCGAAUUCAGUAUCAUCCGAUCCAUCCCCUAUUUCCCAACAGAAAAAAGAUAUUUUUAUUAAUUUUGCAUACAGAUCGGCAUCACUACCAAACCCAACUUCUCCCAUAUCAGAGAAUGGUACAUUGCCGGAAGUUCGUGAGUUGGCGAAUUCACCUAGAACGUCAUUAUCGUUCACAGUUAAUAACAAUCCCCCAAAUACAUCCAAUCCGCAAACUUCUACAUUGAUAGGUCAGAUGGGAGAGUCAUCGAAUUCACUAUCAAUAUCAACUAUAUCAUCACCUUCAUCACAUGGGGUGCCAUUGGAACUUAAGCUUUUAUCAGUGCAUAGUACGGACGGUUUACCAAAACUUGUAAACCAUUUUAGCGAUGAAAAGUACUAUUAUUAUAUUACAAAAAUGCAUGGCGUUAAACAACGCAAAUGGAAAAAACCAAGAAGUUGGCAUUUAAAAAAGUAUUGUGAUGUUCAUUGGGACGAAUACGUUUGUUGUUGA